Messenger RNA from Fusarium sp. VM40, 990 nucleotides. The record is from the annotation of a GenBank genome assembly. Lineage: Eukaryota; Fungi; Ascomycota; Sordariomycetes; Hypocreales; Nectriaceae.
AUGUCUCCCGUUCCUCCCCAGAUGAAGGCCGUUCAAAUUAACAAGAAUGGCGGCACUGAGGUCCUCGAGUUCAACGACGUUGCUGUUCCAAAAGCUGGAGAGGGGCAGAUCCUCGUGCGGAACCAGAUUGCUGGGCUUAACUAUAUUGACACAUAUUUCCGCUCGGGAUUGUACAAGGCGCCCCAGUUUCCUCUCACACUUGGCCGUGAAGCUGCUGGAACGGUCGUCGACGCUCAUUCUUCUGUAACGGGGUUUGAGAACGGCACUCGUGUGGUUUUUAUGGGCAACGUUAACGCGUACGCUCAAUACAGCGUUGUGAACGCCUCUGAUGCCAUCGUCAUUCCCGACGAUAUUCCCACUGAGCAAGCUGUUGCUGCUUACCUGCAAGGUCUUACAGCAUGGACAUUCAUCCGAGAAGCUGGCCAGGUCAAGGAAGGUCAAUGGGUGCUUGUUCACGCGGCAUCUGGUGGUGUUGGUACGCUGCUGGUUCAACUUCUGCGAACUGUAGGCGCAAAGGUCAUCGGCACAGCCAGCUCAGAUGAGAAGCUUGCGCUGGCGAAGAAGAAUGGUGCCGAGUGGGUCAUCAACUCUCACGACGAUGUUGUUGCAAAGGUUAAGGAGAUUACCGGUGGUCAUGGAGCGGAUGUCAUCUUUGACGGCGUUGGCAAGGUUACCUUUGAUGGAGAUCUCGAUCUGAUUGCUUCCAAGGGCAGUCUCAUCUCUUUCGGCAACGCAUCCGGCGCCGUGGACCCUGUGAGCCUUUUCCGACUCACCCCCAAGAACGUCCGCCUGAUGCGCCCCGUGGUCAACGGUUAUGUUUCUCAGCGAGCUGAUCUCGAAAAGUACACAUCCGAGCUUUUCGACCUUAUCAAGUCCAAGAAGCUUGAGCUCACUAUCCACAAGGUGUACCCUCUCAAGGACGUGGCCCAGGCACACCAAGACAUUGAGAGCCGAAAGACGACUGGAAAACUGCUCAUUAAGAUCGAUUAA